AUGCCUGACGAUGCGAAUUCCGCAGGGGCCGGAAUAGCCACUCCGGCACCGGCAGCCGUCACCCUGAACCCACCGCCGCCAGCUUCGGUGCCGGCGGUGCCGACGCUGGCGCCGGCACCGGUGCUGGCGCCGGCACCACCGGCGACAGUCAGCGCAGCAGAUGCUCCCUUGAAGUCUUGCCUUGCCUUCGUUCAUAUUCCAAAGGCGGCAGGCUCGAAUGUCGAGGGUGUGAUAGCACGCGCCUUCGGCUACAACCAGGUCGUCGAGAAUCCAGGUGAUUGCAUUUCGAUGCGAAAGAUCGAGAAGACUGUCCGCUUCUGGGGCAUGUGCGACGACAGGCUACAAUGCGAAAGCAAAAAAUUGUGCGGGUGGUCUGGUGCUGACUGCUGUUAUGUAAACAAAUCCUUUGUGCCGCAGCCUACGCCCAACAAGGGUGUGGAUCGGUGCAGCUUCUGGCACUUCCCCCCUGCCUAUGAUGCACAGCUUGCAAAAACCUACUCCGAGGACUGCGACUCAUUCUGCGUAGUUCGAGAACCCCUCAGCCGCUUCUUGAGCCAUUGGAGGUGGCGGCACUUCAGCAAGCCAGCCGAUUGCUCACCUGAAGUACUGGAGAAGUAUACGAAGGAGAAGCUCGCUCAAGCGCGGGAAGACGUCCUUCUGGAGGACUGUCAUUUCACGCCACAGGUGUACUAUGCUUUCCAGAAUGGCGAUCCGAAAGCUCCUCGAAUAUGUCGGCACAUAAUCAAGCUGGAGCAUCUUGAUGCAGAGUUUGCACCACUGAUGGCGCAGUACAACCUUGAGAAGGUGCACCUCGGUAAGGGCAAAUCACGCUCCAGCAAGAAAUGCGACAUCGUCCCUACGGAAGCCACCCUGCAGCUGGUCAAGGAGUUCUAUGCAGAGGACUACAAGGCCUUUGGCUAUUGA
Molecule: messenger RNA, 924 nt
Organism: Symbiodinium natans
Lineage: Eukaryota; Dinophyceae; Suessiales; Symbiodiniaceae
Source: the annotation of a GenBank genome assembly